Labrus mixtus (cuckoo wrasse) is the source of this 1487-nucleotide messenger RNA. RefSeq lists its product as uncharacterized. Lineage: Eukaryota; Metazoa; Chordata; Actinopteri; Labriformes; Labridae. Gene Ontology annotation, biological process: brain development; positive regulation of cyclin-dependent protein serine/threonine kinase activity; activation of protein kinase activity. The record is from RefSeq and is a predicted model, not a curated record. Gene Ontology annotation, molecular function: protein kinase binding; cyclin-dependent protein serine/threonine kinase activator activity. Bases 642 to 1295 code for a protein of 217 amino acids. The transcript is spliced from 3 exons. Gene Ontology annotation, cellular component: cytoplasm; protein kinase 5 complex.
GUCUGUGCGCUCACUGGCUGCCCAGCCCUUCAGUGUGUGAGCAGCGCGUGCUGAGGUCGGACUGCAGGGACCAAGCUCCGAUCAGCGCGCGGACUCUCAGCUGCACCGCGGAGCAGGAACAAGAGCCAGCAGAGACUUUAGUGGUCAGAGCUGAGAAAUGGAAUGUAUCGAAAGGACCCGGGCGCUGUGAAAGUUUGUCUCUCGGACAUGGAGACACAAAGAAAAAUCCAUUUGAUCUCAUAAAGUUAAAUACGAUCGUCGCUCCGGGCUGAGGGGCCAGCGGAGGAUGACACCUGCACCCCGCCUCGCGAGGACACACGACUGGAUUCAGACUUUGCAUAUUCGAGUAGUGUUGUGAACCCAUUUUGCAAGAGUGAUAUUCCGCCUCUGAUUCCUCUGACAGAUCAUCAGACUGUUCACUGCUUCAUCUGUGGCAAGCAGAAGAUCCACUCUUUUAUCUUUGCAACCUCGCAAACCGCAGCAGAAAACAUCAAAUCUUAAAUCCAGGUCAUUUAGAGCGUGCUCACCUUGUCAUGUCCUCCUGAUGUUUACCGCUCCUGGAUAUUGAGAAACCUCUCGCCCCCUCAGACUCGUCCUCGUCUCGAGAUCAGUGUAAAUCUCUGGAGCCGCUUUGACUCACCAUGGGCACCGUGCUAUCCCUUUCCCCCGGCUCUCGGAAAUCCGGCUACUAUGACAACCGGCCGGGCUCGCUCAGCCACUACCCGAGCUUCAGCAGCCGCUCCCUCAACAGCCAGAAGGACCGCGGGCUCGCGGUGACCUCGUCUCCGAAGCGAGUCAUCGUCCAGGCGUCCACCAGCGAGCUCCUGCGCUGCCUCGGCGAGUUCCUGUGCUGCCGCUGCUACCGCCUGAAGCACCUGUCCCCGGCGGACCCGGUGCUGUGGCUGCGGGCCGUGGACCGCUCGCUGCUGCUGCAAGGCUGGCAGGACCAGGCCUUCGUCACGCCGGCCAACGUGGUCUUCGUCUACAUGCUGUGCCGGGACGUGGUGGACGGCGACCUGGUGGCGUCGGAGCACGAGCUGCAGGCCAUCCUGCUCACCUGCCUCUACCUGUCCUACUCCUACAUGGGCAACGAGAUCUCGUACCCGCUCAAGCCCUUCCUGGUCGAGGCGGGCAAGGAGGCCUUCUGGGACCGCUGCCUCGCCAUCAUCAACGCCACCAGCGCCAAGAUGCUGCGGAUUAACGCCGACCCGCACUUUUUCACGCAGGUGUUCGCCGAACUUAAGAGUGAAGGCGGCUGCGGCCCUCAGGACUACAGUCGAGUGCUGGACCGGUGAGAGUUUGAGCUCCGAUCCUCGCUGACCGCAUGCCUUUUUGUACUCUUACUGACACGUAGACUUGCACACGACAUCCAAAUUUGUCAGAUUUCCCUUUUUCUUCUUCUGCUGUUCUGAAGGAGAAACAAAACCCUACCUGGACAGAUUUAUUGCACAAAUAUUUGAUCUCUCCAUCCCCCCCUCCCCCCUCCC